Molecule: messenger RNA, 678 nt
Organism: Anas platyrhynchos (mallard)
Lineage: Eukaryota; Metazoa; Chordata; Aves; Anseriformes; Anatidae
Source: RefSeq, a predicted model, not a curated record
ACGUGGGGGGGGGACAUGGGGACACGGGGGGGUCCCGGCGCCCCCCGACCCCCCCGCCCCGUGCAGUGCAGCUCGCCCCUGCCCGGUCUGCGCACCCAGGACGUCUGCUGCCGGGGGGCUGGCGUGGCCUGGGGGGUGCACGAGUGCCAGACCUGCGACGCCAACCCCCCGAACCCCCCCGCCGUGGGGCAGCACCCCUGCCCCAAAGGUUUCCGCCGCGCCAACGGCUCCUGCGUGGAUGUGGAUGAGUGCCAGAGGGGGGUUUCUGCAGAACGGGCUCUGCACCAACACCCGGGGCAGCUUCGCCUGCCUCUGCCACGAGGGCUUCAUCCUGGACUCGUCCCGGAGCAGCUGCAUCUCCCACCAGGUGAUCUCGGAGGCGCGGGGGCCAUGUUACCGGGUGCUGCGGGAGGGGCGCUGCGCGCUGCCCACCCUGCGCAACAUCACCCGCCAGAUCUGCUGCUGCAGCCGCGUGGGCAAGGCCUGGGGGCCGGCGUGCCAGCGCUGCCCCCCCUUCGGCUCCGAGGGGUUUCAAGGAGAUCUGCCCCGCCGGCCCCGGCUACCACUACUCGGUCCUCCGACCCUGCACUACAACACCCUCUACCUGGGCCAGGACCUGCCCCGUGUCCCCCUGGGGCGUCCCCGUGUCCCCUCCCCAGCUGGGACCGCCGCCCGUGA